This is a messenger RNA of Neogale vison (American mink), 1176 nucleotides long. Its product is annotated as alpha-tocopherol transfer protein-like. Gene Ontology annotation, cellular component: membrane. The record is from RefSeq and is a predicted model, not a curated record. NCBI's taxonomy places the organism in Eukaryota, Metazoa, Chordata, Mammalia, Carnivora, Mustelidae. The transcript has a single exon. Gene Ontology annotation, molecular function: phosphatidylinositol bisphosphate binding.
CAAUGAAUCUUAGAACACUAAAAAAAUUUUUAAAAAAAAGCAAUCCGCAGGGAGUGCGGGUCGAGUCUGUGAGCGUUGCCGGACGAGGCUCCCGCAGCCUAUAUACCUGCACUCCACCCGGUAGCCCGGCCGGCAUCCUGGUAGCUAAUGUCAGAAGAAAGUGACUAUCUGCGAACCAGCCCCUCUGUAACCUCGCUCUCAGAAAAUGAGCUGCCACCGCCGGCCGAGCCUCCCGGCUACGUGUGCUCGCUGACGGAGGACCUGGUGACCAAAGCCAGGGAAGAGCUGCAGGAGAAGCCGGAAUGGAGACUUCGAGACGUGCAGGCCCUCCGUGACAUGGUGCAGAAGGAGUGCCCGAACCUGAGCACCUCCCUGGACGACGCCUUCCUGCUGCGCUUCCUCCGGGCCCGCAAGUUCGAUUAUGACUGAGCCCUGCAGCUCCUGGUCAGUUACCAAAGCUGCAGGAGAAGCUGGCCUGAGGUCUUCAACAACCUGAAGCCCUCGGCCUUAAAGGAUGUCCUCGCUUCGGGAUUCCUCACCGUGCUGCCCCACACCGACCCCCGGGGCUGCCACAUCCUGUGAAUGCGCCCGGACAGAUGGAUACCGAGCAACUACCCAAUUACCAAAAACAUCCGAGCUAUAUACUUGACGUUAGAAAAACUCAUUCAGUCUGAAGAAACCCAAGUGAAUGGAAUCGUGAUUCUUGCGGACUACAAAGGAGUGAACUUAUCAAAAGCAUCUCACUUUGGCCCUUUUAUAGCCAAAAAGGCGAUUGGCAUCCUUCAGGAUGGCUUCCCCAUUCGGAUAAAAGCAGUCCAUGUAGUGAAUGAACCUCAAAUAUUUAAAGGCAUUUUUGCCAUCAUAAAACCAUUUCUGAAGGAGAAAAUAACAAACAGAUUUUUCCUCCAUGGGUCUGACCUGAACUCUUUCCACACAAGUCUUCCCAGAAGCAUUAUCCCCAAGGAGUAUGGGGGCACGGUGGGAGAGCUGGACAUCAGCGCCUGGAAUGCAGUGCUGCUGGCCUCGGAGGAGGACUUCAUGAGGGAGUUCUGCCAGCCGGUCUCUGUGUGCAACAGCAUCCUGGGUCAGGCCCUCUCGCCUGAGGGGCUGACCUCGGACGUGCAGUGUGAUGAUUCCCUGCGGGCCGUGAAAUCCCAGCUCUACUCCUGCUAUUAG